AAGAAGAAGAAGAAGAAGAAGAGAGCCUCCUCAGCCAUGGCGUCGCCCUUAGAACAAGCUGAAGAAUUGCGCCUCUACCAGCAAACUCUUCUCCAGGAUGGGCUCAAGGACUUGUUGGACCACAGCAAGUUCCUCGACUGCGUCUUGAAGGCGAAAGGGAAGGAGUUCCCAUGUCACCGCCUGGUCCUCGCGGCCUGCAGCCCUUAUUUCAGGGCCAUGUUCCUCUCGGACAUGGAAGAGAGCAAGAAGAAGGAGAUCAGCUUAGAGGAGGUCGACCCGGAAGUCCUGGGUAAGAUUCUCCAUUACAUCUACACCUCGGAGCUGGAGAUCACCGAGCAGAACGUCCAGGACAUUUUCUCCGUGGCCAACAUGUUCCAGAUCCCUUCUAUUUUCACGGUCUGCGUUUCCUUCCUCCAGAAGAGGCUUUGUCUCAGCAACUGCCUGGCCAUUUUCAGGCUGGGUUUGAUGUUGGAUUGCGCCCGCUUGGCGGUAGCCGCCAGGGACUUCAUUUGCGACCGCUUUGCCCUGAUCUCCCGUGACGAGGAGUUCUGCCAGCUCUCCCCCGACGAGCUCAUUGCCAUCAUCUCCAGCGACUCCCUGAACGUUGAGAAGGAAGAGUCCGUCUUCGAGGCGGUGAUGAAAUGGGCUACAGCCAAGGAGCGCGAGAGCCGGGUGCAGGCCCUCCCGGUGGUGUUUGAGAGCAUCCGUUUCCGCCUCAUGGACAAGGGUUACUUCAGGGACCAGGUGGAGAAGCAUGCUGUCAUCAAGUCCAGCCCGGAGCUCCUCAAGAAGAUCCAGAUGGUGAAGGAUGCCCACGAGGGGAAAUUCACGGUGGUGAAGAAGACGGCGGGGAAGAAAAAGGUGGAGAAGAAAAGCGGGGACAGUGUGAUAAACGGAGGGGUAGAGGAAGAAGAGGCUGAGAAAGAGGAAGAAGAUGUCCUUCCGGGGAUCUUAAAUGAUACCAUGCGCUUUGGGAUGUUCCUUCAUGACCUCAUUUUCAUGGUCAGUGACUCAGGGGCGGUGGCCUACGACCCGGGCGCCAACGAGUGCUACUUUGCCUCCCUUUCCGCUCAGAUCCCAAAGAAUCACGUCAGCCUGGUCACCCGCGAGAAUCAGGUCUUCAUAGCAGGUGGACUUUACUACAAUGAGGACAAUAAAGAGGAUCCCAUGAACUCCUAUUUCUUGCAGUACGAUCACUUGGACUCGGACUGGCUGGGAAUGCCCCCGCUCCCCUCCCCACGCUGUCUGUUUGGACUCGGCGAGGCAGAAAAUUCCAUCUUCGUGGUCGGCGGGAAAGAGCUGAAGGAAGGGGAGGAGACCUUGGACUCGGUCAUGUGCUACGAUCGGCUGUCCUUUAAAUGGGGUGAAGCCGAUACCCUCCCUUACGCAGUCUAUGGGCACAGUGUGGUCUCCUGCAAAGAUCUCAUAUAUGUCAUAGGAGGCAAAGGAGAAAAUAAAAAGUGCCUGAACAACCUGAUUGUCUACAACCCAAAGAAGUUUGAGUGGAAGGAGCUGGCUCCUCUGAAAUCGGCCCGUUCGCUCUUCGGGGCAACCAUGCACCACGACAAAAUUUAUGUGGCGGCAGGAGUGACCGACUCCGGUUUGACCAACUCGGUGGAAGUUUACGACAUUGCAGCUGAUAAGUGGGAAGACUUCACCGAAUUUCCCCAGGAACGCAGCUCCGUCAGCCUCGUCAGCCUGGGCGGAACCCUUUACCUGAUUGGAGGGUUUGCCACCGUAGAGGCGGAGUCAGGAGACCUGGUUCCGACGGAACUCAAUGACGUCUGGAGGUAUGACGAGGAAGGGAAGAAAUGGGAAGGCGUGCUCCGAGAGAUCCAGUAUGCGUCAGGUGCCACUUUUCUGCCGGUGCGGCUCAACAUCUUACGACUAACCAAGAUGUGAUCAUGAGGAGGCGUCUCUCGU
Messenger RNA from Elgaria multicarinata webbii, 1923 nucleotides. It is a transcript of the gene KLHL40, whose product is annotated as kelch like family member 40. Gene Ontology annotation, molecular function: protein binding. The transcript has 6 exons. Gene Ontology annotation, biological process: negative regulation of protein ubiquitination; skeletal muscle fiber development; negative regulation of proteasomal ubiquitin-dependent protein catabolic process. Bases 37 to 1902 code for a protein of 621 amino acids. The record is from RefSeq and is a predicted model, not a curated record. NCBI's taxonomy places the organism in Eukaryota, Metazoa, Chordata, Lepidosauria, Squamata, Anguidae. Gene Ontology annotation, cellular component: A band; I band.